CAUACAAAAUAUCAUCAAAAUUAUUGUUUCUAAAACUUAAGAUGGAAAAAGUAAUUUUGCUUUCAUUCCUUGUGGCCCUCUCCAUACAACUUUUGAGCAUUGAAGCACAAAUUAUCUCUGACCCGGUGCUGGACAGCUCCGGCGAAGAAGUCCUCACCGGAACGGACUAUAACAUAGUACCGGCCGCCGGAGACACCGAAGGCGGCGGCGGCUUGACACUAGCCAGCGGCCCAAACUCUACCUGUCCGCAUCUUGUAGUCCAAUCUUCUGACGCUUCUUCCAACGGCUUCGCUGUCCAAUUUUCAUCCAUUAAUCCUGCCUUCAACAAUGUCCAGGUAUCAAUAGAUCACAACAUCAAAUUCUCGGCCGUGACCACUUGUGUUACGUCUACGGUAUGGAGGCUAAACUCUGAAGAAAUCAGUGGCGAAUCUAUUGUGACAAUAGGCGGAGAAGAAGGCAACCCAGGCCGCGAUACAGCCAACAACUGGUUCAAUGUUCGGAGAGAUGGAAAUGCGUACAGACUCAAUUUCUGCCCAAUCCUGUGUGAUGAUUGUAGCUGUGGGGACCUUGGACUUUUGGAGGUUGAUGGAAUAACAAUUCUUGCAAUCACUGAUAACCCAUUGAGGGUUGUGUUUAAGAAGGCCUAAUAUAUGUGUAUAUGUAUUUGUGUAUUAAUUUGGAAAUAUAAUCUUGUGAUGUAAUAAGCAAGACAAGAUCUAUCCUUGCCUUGUACUGAUGAAUAAAUAAAGUUAUGUCAAAUAAAAAUUACGAGUUUUAAUUUGUA
Molecule: messenger RNA, 784 nt
Organism: Ipomoea triloba (trilobed morning glory)
Lineage: Eukaryota; Viridiplantae; Streptophyta; Magnoliopsida; Solanales; Convolvulaceae
Product: miraculin-like
Exons: 2
Coding region: 42-647 (201 amino acids)
Molecular function (GO): endopeptidase inhibitor activity
Source: RefSeq, a predicted model, not a curated record